UGUACAGUUUUAUGCAUUUACCAAUUCCGAAACAGGUUUCAAGAGAAAGGGGUGAGUGUGGAUCGCCAACUAGUCAAAUUCUUUUUGAACUGACAGACGCAGAGGGGCUGUAAAUCAGAAGGCACUUUUUGCACAUCUGAAACACUACUUUGUAACUCAUCCAAACAGAGCACCAACUGAAACAUUUUGAACGAAACUAACUAUGUCCCCUCUGAGGAGCAUACUAAGGCAAGGACAUUUCAUCACACUGGUGCUGCUGUCAUGGGCCGCUGUGGAGGCGCAGAGAGGUUGUCCACUGAAAUGCUCUUGUCCUUCCUCGCCCCCUUCGUGUCCUCCUGGUAUCAGUUCGGUUCUGGACUCAUGUGGGUGCUGUCGGGUCUGUGCCAGGCAGUUUAACCAAGACUGCAGCCCUGCCGAGCCCUGCGACCAUAUCAAAGGACUGCGCUGCCACCUAAAGGCCGGUGGAGACCCUAACAGAGGCUUGUGUAGAGCUGAGGCUCAGGGUCGCCCAUGUGAGCUGGAUGGACGAGUCUAUCAGCACGGCGAGGACUUUCAGCCAACUUGUGAACAUCAGUGCACAUGUGUUGAUGGAGUAGUCGGCUGCGUCCCACUGUGCCCUCACCACAUCUCUCUACCCGACUGGCGCUGUUCCCGCCGCCGCCUCACCAAACUGCCCGGCCGCUGCUGCCAGGAGUGGGUGUGCGAUGAUGACAACCGCAUUGCUGAAGUGGAGCCGUUGCCUGAUGCACAUCCACAAGAGCACACAGACCUAACAGGCAACGAGUUACUUGUAGCUCCAUCUACCUCUUGGGACAGCAGUGCAACAGCCCCUUAUCAAGCUAUAUUAUGGAUUUGUUAUGUUACUUGUUUUUUGGGGGUCACUGAUUGGUCCCCGUGCUCAGCCACCUGUGGAAUGGGCGUGUCCAGCCGUGUAACCAAUAGUAACCCUGAGUGUAGGCUUGUCAGUGAAACUAGGCUCUGUCAGAUACAAGAAUGUGGCAUCAACCCUGCACCAUCACUGAAGAAAGGAAAAAAGUGUCAGAAAACCACACGAUCACCGAAACCUGUGCAGAUCGUAUUUGCAGGAUGCUUCACUGCUCGCCGCUACCGGCCUCGUUCAUGUGGAUCCUGCUCAGAUGGUCGCUUGUGUAUUCCCUCUGUGACACGUACAAUUCCUCUACACUUUCACUGUCCUGAGCCAGAACGAGACGACUUUACCCGCAACGUCAUGUGGAUACAGCGCUGCAGCUGCAGUCAAAGAAACAGCAGACAGGGCCUGUCAUCACAAGCAGAGUUCUUCAAUCUACCAAAUGAUAUUCACACAUACACACACUGACAUUAGCUCAAGAGCACAAUCAGAAGCAUUUGCUCACUUUUACUGUACCAAAUUUUCUGUGGAAAUGUUUUAGCUCAGGAUUCAACAAAAUGUAUAAAGCUUAGAAACAGGUUUGUCAUUGCUGUUUUAUCAGGUAUUAUAAUCCAUACCAUAAUAUAGCGUGCACACACACAUACUAAUAAUUCAAUGUUCACGCCCUUUUUUUGUAUUCAUAAAAAAACAAAUUUAUUGUAUAUAGUGUAAAUAUGCUUUAAUACCACUGUACAUAUAUGAUGUUUUGUUUAUUUCUAUUUUAUAAUAUUUAAUAGACUUCAACUCUUGUGAAGUGUCAUAUUCAAACCUCAAUUUUUGGAGGUGAAUGGCAAAUAACAAAUAUGGAGCAAAU
Messenger RNA from Cyprinus carpio (common carp), 1721 nucleotides. It is a transcript of the gene ccn1l1, whose product is annotated as cellular communication network factor 1, like 1. The record is from RefSeq and is a predicted model, not a curated record. NCBI's taxonomy places the organism in Eukaryota, Metazoa, Chordata, Actinopteri, Cypriniformes, Cyprinidae. Gene Ontology annotation, molecular function: protein binding. Bases 203 to 1336 code for a protein of 377 amino acids. Gene Ontology annotation, cellular component: extracellular region. The transcript is spliced from 5 exons. Gene Ontology annotation, biological process: signal transduction.